Molecule: messenger RNA, 2374 nt
Organism: Ixodes scapularis (black-legged tick)
Lineage: Eukaryota; Metazoa; Arthropoda; Arachnida; Ixodida; Ixodidae
Product: calmodulin-beta
Molecular function (GO): enzyme regulator activity; calcium ion binding
Source: RefSeq, a predicted model, not a curated record
UACAGAAGAAACGAGAGUCGCAUGUGGCCGAUAGAUUUUCAUUUUAGUGUGUCCGUCGUUGUAGGGAAAAGGGUGUUUCGGUCGGAUACCGCUCGUCGAGCUCGGCUCCAAAUCCAGAUUCAUCCGCAAUGGCUGAUCAGCUUACAGAAGAACAGAUUGCAGAGUUCAAGGAGGCUCUCGCUGUUCGACAAGGACGGGGAUGGCACCAUCACGACCAAGGAGCUGGGCACGGUCAUGCGCUCGCUCGGCCAGAACCCGACGGAGGCGGAGCUGCAGGACAUGAUCAACGAGGUGGACGCAGACGGCAACGGAACGAUCGACUUCCCCGAGUUCCUUACGAUGAUGGCGCGCAAGAUGAAGGACACGGACUCUGAGGAGGAGAUCCGGGAGGCGUUCCGGGUGUUCGACAAGGACGGCAACGGCUUCAUCUCUGCGGCGGAGCUGCGCCACGUCAUGACCAACCUGGGCGAGAAGCUGACGGACGAGGAGGUGGACGAGAUGAUCCGGGAGGCGGACAUCGACGGGGACGGGCAGGUCAACUACGAAGAGUUUGUAACAAUGAUGACGUCAAAGUGAACAAGCUGCGUUUUUGGGGGAAGGAAAAAUAUUCUGGUGCGACGAGAAGAAAAGCGGAGGCAAGCAGCUGCAGCGUUCGGCGAUUGCAACGCGUGCUCCUACCACCCUGUAAUUAACUGCGAGAAGAGUGAAAAAAAAAACAGUAUAUAUGAUUUUUUUUACCCACUUCAUUUUCUUUUUGCUCUGUCUACCAACCUCCUUUGACACUUUGUUGUGGUCCCCCCUCUGCCUUCUCACCAGGAAACUAAGACAACAACCUUGAGGUGGUCUAUUCUAUAUAUAUACACAUACACACACGCUACAAAACCGGAAGCAGAGAGCCUUUUUCCCUCCUUUUUCAUGUUUCGUGGAAGUAGGCUAAAAGGUCCAGAUUGCGUGACUGAAACUUGUUUUCCCUUGCAUAUCUUUGAGGUUGUAGCUUCAAAUAAUCUUAAUGUUUCUUCGUUCACAUUUAAGAACUUGUUUUGCCGAGUACGGCAGCGAAAAGUACCAUGGCUUGGCACUUUUUUUUUUGCACAUGGAAUUGGAGUGAAGAAAAAAAAAAUUGAUAGCUGGAACAGUUGGCGGGGGGUGUUGAGUUGUGAUCCGUACAUAGAGAUAAUUCAAGUUAUAUAUAUAUAUAUAUAUACAUAUAUACAGCGCAGAAGUUUUGAGGAAAUGGUCCCAAGUUACACUUAAACCUGCUGCAUACACUUUUUUUUUUUUUUGUGGUGGUGUUAAGUAGAGCAUUGGGCAGAAAGUGUUGGGCUGUUUUUUGGGACGCAUUGAAUUUGUGUAAUCUUUUCCGUUUGCCGUCUUGCACAUCUAUUCCGCAUUUGUUGUUCCCCCCUCUUUCACUCCCUCCUCUAUCUUUGUCUGCAAUUUUUUUUUCUGUGUUAGGUUGAAGACUUGUUUUACUAAAGAAAGUUUUUUAAGACCUCUGUUUCUGUGUGUGUACUUUUGGAAGGCGACUAAGACCGCAAGCUGACCCUUCUCACAUCUCCUUUUCUGCUUGAGUAUGUUUACAACCCGGUGGAUAUUUUCUUGCGCCCUUAGUCUUGUGACAGUACGUAGGGACCCAAGAUUAAGGUUUUCGCAACUGCGAACUUCCAAUGGUGUCGCACCUUGCAUUUCUUGGAAGGAGGCUCGAUCUGGCGGUUUGAGACCUCAACGAAUUUCCUACGAAGUCAGUUUUGUCAUGCAACCUUUUAGCAUUUCUUUUUUCAUUAAUAAUUUAUUAAAUGCUGUGCUAUCUUUUUUUAACCUGCCUUUUUUUUGUAGCUAGAGCAAUGAAUUGACGUUUUUGAGGCUGUUACAUCUAUACCCUUUUGAACUCCAGUUUCCUUUUGUGACUUGGAUGAAAGUAACAUUCCAUGAAUUUUUCCGGAGUUUCCAUCGUCAAAAGGGCGGGGUUCGGGAGUAGGUCUACUUUGACAUAUUUUCUUUUCGAGCCUUUGAUAGCCUCUCAUCGCUGACCAACAGAUUGCCGAGGAUUUGUAGUGCAGGACUUUUUGAGCUUGGAGAAUAAAUACCCUCCCCUUUUGCCUUUUUCCUCCCUUCAGUCUUUGGAGAAAGACUUCAUCAUCCAAUACCUUGGUUAGUUGUGAGCCUCGAAUUCUCGUCUUUACUACUGACAAAGUGAGUGCACUCGGAAUACUGCUAAGCGAGGUUUUAUUUGGCAAGGAAAGUAGCGUGGAUUUAACAGACAAGAGAUGUAAAGACGAGCGAGAAGAAAUGAUGGCAAAGGUGGGAAAUUGCUUCUGGCAGAAGUGCGGUGUAUCUUGAGCGGAGAUUUUUCAAUAAACGAUGCUUCACCUUU